Messenger RNA from Miscanthus lutarioriparius, 843 nucleotides. NCBI's taxonomy places the organism in Eukaryota, Viridiplantae, Streptophyta, Magnoliopsida, Poales, Poaceae. The record is from the annotation of a GenBank genome assembly.
AUGUCUUGCGGCAGCCGCUACAUGUCCUACUCGCCGUUGCCAUCCACCGGCCCGCACUCCCCUCACCUCCCCCUUGCCGACCAUGAGAAGUACAUUGCAGAGUUGCUUGCAGAGAAGCAAAAGCUUGCCCCUUUCAUGCAAGUUCUUCCAUGCACAUCUCGAUUGUUGAAUCAAGAAAUAUUGCAUGUAUCUGCACUCUUGGGGAUUCCUGUUUUAGAUCAACCUGGCUAUCAGCAUGGUAGCCCCCUUAUAAAUGGAGGAGCAAUACCAAAUGGAAGGCCUGUUGAAAUGAAUGGUUGGGCGCCAGCAAUUCCAUCUGAAGGAGCAAGCAUGUUCCAUCCUCCAUCUAGAAGUUGGCUCAACCCACAGGGCACCUCAGGAUUUAUUGUGAAGAAAACAAUGAGAAUGGACAUUCCUGUGGAGAAAUACCCUAAUUUCAACUUUGUGGGGCGACUACUUGGUCCAAGGGGAAAUUCCCUUAAGCGGGUUGAGGCAAACACCGACUGUCGUGUCCUGAUUAGAGGCCGCGGCAGCAUAAAGGACGCUGCUAAGGAAGAAGUAAUGAGGGGAAAACCAGGAUAUGAACACCUUAAUGAGCCUCUCCACCUUGUGAUUGAAGCUGAGCUGCCAGCUGAAAUUGUUGAUAUCCGUCUUAUGCAAGCCCGAGAAAUUCUUGAUGACAUGCUGAAACCUGUGGAUGAGUCGAUGGACUUUUUCAAGAAGCAGCAGCUUCGAGAACUUGCCAUGCUAAACGGCACCCUCAGAGAUGACAGCUCACAAAAGUCUGGGUCGGUCUCCCCGUUCCACAACAUGGGCAUGAAGAGGGCCAAGACUCGUGGUUAA